AUGACGCGAUCUAAACAUUGAUAUCAGAUUAGAUAUCAUCAUUUAUAAAAGAAAUAAUUUAUUAUUUUGUUUUUCAGUGAAGAUUUAACUUUCACAAUAACAAGAGAAUAUUUCAAUAUGAAGUACUUGGGUCUGAUUCUUGUCAUUUCCAUCUGGACUUAUGCAGCGGCAGGUGAAGCAGGGGAUGAGUGGAAGGCAGCAUUAUGCAGCAAUGACGAUGAAUUGUUGGAGGACAUAUAUAAUUGCUUUGAAUUGGAGCCAAAAGCAUAUCGAGACCCCAUUAAAGAAUGUUUUUCAAGAAUGUCUCCAACAGCCAACGAUGACCUUAAAGAAUUCACUAAGUCAGUUUGUAAAGAUGAUGCUCUAUAUGAUGAAAUGAAUUCAUGUUACGCAGGCUAUGAUGUAUCUGGCGAACAAGAAGAUAAUCCGGAAAUGACAGCUUGUUAUACAGAAUUGUUCAAGAAACAUAACUUAGUCAAAAGUGCAGAACACUGGGAGAGUAAGAAACAAAGUUGAAUCACUAUUACACAGAUAAAAUCGUAGAGAUAAGUUUUUUAUAUCUACGUUUAUAUACCUCAAUAAUAUAUACCUCAUAUUGUUUGUUCGAACAAAAAUUCAUUUGUUUAUUUCUUAACAAAGCAAUAAUUAAUCAAUUAAACAUGUAAUGUUUUGUCAAUAAAUUGGUAAUUAUAUUUA
Molecule: messenger RNA, 696 nt
Organism: Parasteatoda tepidariorum (common house spider)
Lineage: Eukaryota; Metazoa; Arthropoda; Arachnida; Araneae; Theridiidae
Source: RefSeq, a predicted model, not a curated record